AUGCAAGCGCGAGACUCCGACACCUCCGAGUCGGACCCUGCGCCCGAAAGAGCUGUCUCAGCUGCAGCAGACGCGGUCCCCGUGCUGCGCCCCACCAAGGAGGAGUGGUACGGAGGCUUUGGCGCCUACCUCGCCGCUAUUCGGCCGCUCCUUGACCAGCACGGAGCCGUGCAGCUCGUCCCUCCGCCAGAGUGGCGCUGGGAGCCGCGUGCCCUCGCCGCCGACGCGGAGGUCCGGCCGAUCCGACAGAACUGCUUUGGCCGCGGCGGCGUCUUCCAAGCAGUGUACGAGCAGUCGCAAGCGUGCUCCCCACCACAGUACGCAAAGCUCUGUGCCGCCAUGGGGAGAGCCCCGGCCCCUGUCCAGCUCACCUUUGGCGGCGAUGAGGCUCCGGCAGAGGCGUGGGCCGAGCGCGUCGGCGACGCGGCGUGCCAGGCGGCGGAGGCGGCCUUCUGGCGCGGCGUCGCGGGUUGCGCGCCGCUGUACGGCGCGGACUCAGACAUCGGCUCGCUCUUCCCGGCGGCGCUCGAGCACUGGAACCUCUCCGCGCUGCCCCGCGGGCCGGAGGACGACCUGCUGCAGGAGGCGGCCGUGCGCAUGCCCGGCCUCAACAGCCCGAUGGUCUACCUCGGCGCGUGGCGAUCCUUCUUCGCGCUCCACACCGAGGACGCCGAGCUGCAGGGCCUCUCCUACCUCCACUCGGGCGCGCCCAAGCAGUGGUACAUCGUGCCGCCGGCGCACGCGGCGCGCGUGCGUCGCCUCGCCGCCGACGUGUGCGCCUCCGAGGCGGCGGAGUGCUCCCACUUCCUCAGGCACAAGCAGACGCUGCUCGCGCCGUCCGUGUACCGCGCGUCCAACGUCCCUCUGCGGCGCGCGCUGCAGACGGAGGGCACGUUUGUGGCGGGCGCCUUCCACUUUGGCUUCAACCACGGGCCAAACGUCGCCGAGGCGAUCAACUUCGCCACGGCGGCCGCGUGGCUGCCCAUCGGCCGCACCGCCGCGCCGUGCAGCUGCCGCGGCCAGACGCCCUUCGUCGAGUCGUCCUCUCUCUUCCAGCGCGCAAGGGCGGCGUGGCCCGAGAGGACGGCCGAGUGGUGGUGCUUUGUCUGCGCGUGCGGCGAGAGCGAGGGCGUCACCAACUUCGACGCGGCCAACUCGCACCCGACCGGCGAGCAGUUCGAGUGCGUGGUCUGCGGCCUGUGGGGCCACGUCGGCUGCUACGACGGCUACGCGGAGCGGAUCGCGCAGAGCGGCGCGGAGGCGGAGCUCCACUGCGUCGCUUGCCGCGACGCGUGGCGCGGCGGCGACGGGCGCGGAGAGGCGCCGCGCCUCGCGCCCGCGUGGCGAUUCACUUGCGUCUGCGGCAAGUCAGAGGGCGCGUCGGACGCGACGGUGGCGGCGGGCGGCGCCGCACCGACCGGCCGGAUGUUUGAGUGCGCUGGCUGCGGCGCGUGGUCGCACACGGAGUGCUACGACACGUACCGCGGCGUUGACGACGAGGAGCUUCCCUCGCGCAUGCAGUGCUGGCGGUGCGCCAGGCGGGGAGCGGCUCAUGGCAAGGCAAAGGGCGCCACGCGGGGAGCCACUCCCGGCAGGCCGCAGGGCAGCGCAAAUGGCAGGCCAAAGAGCGCGGCUCCAGCCAGACCAAAGGUCUCUGCCGCUUCCGAGGCGGCGAGCAAGCCGAAGGCGGCGGUCGUUUCCCCGCGCGCUGCUGCAAAGCGCAGGCGCCCACGCUGCGGUCUCGCGGCGGAGUGACGGUCGGCGUGACGCGCGGUCGUCUGCGGCCGUUUAAAGGCAGCGGACGACGACGAAGUGCCACCGACAACGUGAUAUAGGCCUCGUCGCAACCCGACGCAAAAGGAAUACCAUUCAGCCUGGGAGGGUUUGCUAAACUGUAAAUAAAAAACAAUAAUUGAUAAAC
This is a messenger RNA of Emiliania huxleyi CCMP1516, 1921 nucleotides long. RefSeq lists its product as hypothetical. Gene Ontology annotation, biological process: chromatin remodeling. The record is from RefSeq and is a predicted model, not a curated record. Gene Ontology annotation, molecular function: histone H3K36 demethylase activity; histone H3K9 demethylase activity. Gene Ontology annotation, cellular component: nucleus. NCBI's taxonomy places the organism in Eukaryota, Haptophyta, Isochrysidales, Noelaerhabdaceae. The transcript is spliced from 7 exons. The coding region runs from base 1 to 1755 and encodes 584 amino acids.